Messenger RNA from Betta splendens (Siamese fighting fish), 1945 nucleotides. Its product is annotated as alpha-1,3-mannosyl-glycoprotein 4-beta-N-acetylglucosaminyltransferase C. NCBI's taxonomy places the organism in Eukaryota, Metazoa, Chordata, Actinopteri, Anabantiformes, Osphronemidae. The coding region runs from base 300 to 1688 and encodes 462 amino acids. Gene Ontology annotation, molecular function: acetylglucosaminyltransferase activity. Gene Ontology annotation, biological process: protein N-linked glycosylation. The transcript is spliced from 6 exons. The record is from RefSeq and is a predicted model, not a curated record.
ACGCGCGUCGCGACUGCGUUCAGCGGCGGCGGCGGACGCGAUAAGAAGCAGAAUGAGUCACCGCUGAUGGUUUCACACGUAACCGAGCGAGCGUGUUCUGUCGUGUCGCGGUUCCGGUCCGUAUAAGUACAAAAGCCCGAGCCGCUGGCGCCGAGGCUCCGCGCGGCGAGCUGCGCCGACACCGGGGCCAGGUUGACGUCCCCUACCUUCUGUCAUCGACGCCCUGACGGGAUGUCUUAUUUACUUAUUCAUCUGAAACUGAGAGGCCUCGUGGUUAAUGACUGACCUACAGACAGGAGAUGCCACCUCGUUUAAAGAAGAAAAAUAUUUUUUUGUCAUUGGCGCUUCUCAUCAGUGGAUUGUACUUCAUCAUCCACUCAGAUUUCUUUACUAGCUUAAGGCCUCGUAAUUCAGUUCCAAAUGAGUUAUCCUGGCAGGCGGAGAGGCUGGUUAGUAAGGAGUCCUGGGUGGAGCAGGGGAAUCAGCUGCCUCUCAACGUGUCCUACGAGCUGCUUGCUGGAGCCCCAUCCACUCAGCAAAGAUAUUUAUCUAUAGGAAUGUCAUCAAUAAAGAGGACAAAGGGCAGCUACCUAAGCCCCACCUUGAAGUCGCUCUUCUCCCAAUCGUCUCCUGAGGAACGCAACUCCAUGGUGGUGGUAGUGCUACUUGCAGAUUUUGAUGUCAACUGGAAGGUUGAUACUGUGAAGGAGAUCAAAAAAGAAUUUCCCUCAGAGCUGGAGCAAGGCCAGCUGGUGGUCCUUCAUGUGCCAGAAUAUGUCUAUCCUCCUAUUAGAGGUAUAAAGAGGAACUACAAUGAUGCUGAAGAUAGGGUAUCAUUUCGCUCCAAGCAGAACCUAGAUUACUCCUUCCUGAUCCACUACUGCGCCGGCCUUGGCCGCUACUAUCUCCAGCUGGAGGAUGAUGUGUUUUCCGCAAAAAACUUCCUCACAACUAUGAAGAGGCACAUUGAGACGCUGGAGGCAAACAGGAAAACAUGGGCAAUGCUAGAGUUCUCAGCUCUUGGCUACAUUGGGAAACUCUACAAAUCCACAGAUCUCCCUCUCCUUGCUCGCUUCCUUUUUCUCUUUUAUCAGGAAAUGCCCUGUGAUUGGUUGAUGACUCACUUCCGAGAACUGCUGACUCAGAAACAGCCAAUGCUCAUUAAACCAUCACUUUUCCAACACAUGGGGACCUUUUCCUCUUUCCAAGGCACAUACAACAAGCUGAAGGACAAGGACUUUGAAGAAGGGUUGUACACCAAUCCUCUAGCUGAUGUGUACUCGAAUAUGGCUACAUACCAGCAGUUCCACCCUAAACUGGCCUGGGAUCCAGGGGAGGACUUCUUCUGGGGACGUUCUCCGGAAAUACAGUCUUACCUGACUGUUGUGUUUAGAGAUCCAACAGUGGUUACAGGGAUAUAUGUAGAGACUGGGUCAGGGGGCAAAGACAUUCUGGUGUCAGCAGAGGUACGGCUAGGCCACGAUGUGAUAACCAAAGAUAAAGAGAAGACCUGUAAGGAGUUCCAGUCUGUAGGCGUGUUAAAGGAGGGGAGGUUUGAGAUUCAGGAGUUGGACAAAACCUAUAGUUCUCUCUCUUCAUGUCUGAUGAUAAAGGUCACAGCUGGGCAGAUGGACUGGGUGAUUAUUAAAAAAAUCAGGAUUACAACAAAGCAGAGUACACCUGUGUGAAACUUCCUCUCAAUGUUUAUUACUUUUCAUCUGCUGGACGUAGCUUAGAGGUUAAACUUGUGACUUCAGUGCCUUCUUUAUCAAUGCAACAAUUCAGGGUUAUAGAAAAAUGUAAAGCUGCUAUGAAAAUGAUUACCACGCUCUGUGGUGUUCUGUCUCUUUAUAAAACAUUAAUGUAUCAUAUAUAUCAGCAAUAAUUAAUUCCAUGUGUUUUUUAUAUUUGUAUUUUUAUUUAAAUAAAGACAACAUGGAUCAGA